GACUUGCAGCAGGCAAAGGAGGAGGAAGAAGGGGCCAGGAGAGCAGAGGAGGUGGCUCCAGGCUCCGUGAGGGCUCUGAGGGUCUCUGCCUGAAGAGGGAGGGAGAGGGGGAGCUGAGCUGGGGCAGGAACUCUGGAAUGCAGCCCCCUUCACUGCUGCUGCUGCUGCUGCUGUUACUGCUGCUCCUGUGUCUCUCAGUCAAGACCAGAGGGCUGCUGUGCAGAAGUGCCCCAGAACCCUGCGCCAAUGGAGGCACCUGCCUGAGCCUACUUCAGGGACAAAGCAUCUGCCAGUGUGCUCCUGGCUUCCUGGGUGAAACAUGCCAGUUUGCUGACCCCUGCCAGGAUGCCCAGCUCUGUCAGAAUGGAGGCAGCUGCCAAGCUCUGCUUCCCACCUUCCCAGGCACACCCAGUCCUCCCUCUCCUUUGACACCCAGCUUCUUCUGCAUUUGCACCUCUGGUUUCACUGGUGAGAGGUGCCAAGCACAGCUUAAAGACCCCUGUGCUUCCUUCUGUUCUAAAAUGGGCAGCUGCCACAUCCAAGCCUCAGGCCUUCCCCAGUGCUCCUGCCUGCCUGGGUGGACAGGUGAGCAGUGCCAGCUCCAGGAUUUCUGCUCAGCCAACCCCUGCACCAAUGGAGGGGUAUGUCUGGCCACAUAUCCCCAGAUCCAGUGCCGAUGCCCACCUGGCUUCGAGGGCCACACCUGUGAACGUGAUGUCAAUGAGUGUUACCGGGACCCAGGGCCCUGCCCUAAAGGCACCUUCUGUCAUAACACACUCGGGUCCUUUCAGUGUCUCUGUCCCUCUGGCUGGGAGAAUGUAGGCUGUGUGCUCAAGCCAGGACCCUGCCCCCUCAGGGGCUGUCUCAAUGGGGGCACCUGCCAGCUGGUUCCAGGAAGAUACUCCACCUCUCAUGUCUGCCUCUGCGCCCCAGGCUUCACUGGCCUGGACUGUGAGGUGAAUCCAGACGACUGUAUUGGACACCAAUGUCAGAAUGGGGCCACUUGCCAGGAUGGGCUGGGCACCUACACCUGCCUCUGCCCUGAGGCCUGGACAGGCUGGGACUGCUCUGAAGAUAUUGAUGAAUGUGAAACUUCCCAGGGCCCCCCUCCAUGCAGAAAUGGGGGCACUUGCCAGAACUCGGCUGGUGGCUUCCACUGUGUGUGUGUGAGUGGCUGGGGUGGUGCAAGCUGUGAGGAGAACCUGGAUGACUGUGCAACUGCCACCUGUGCCACCGGAUCCACCUGCAUCGACCGUGUGGGCUCCUUCUCCUGCCUCUGCCCACCUGGCCGCACAGGUCUCCUGUGCCAUAUGGAGGACUUGUGUCUGAGCCAGCCAUGCCAUGGGGAUGCCCAGUGCAGCACCAACCCCCUGACAGGCGCCACACUCUGCCUGUGUCAGCCCGGCUACUCAGGGCCCACCUGCCACCAGGACUUGGAUGAAUGCCAGAUGGCCCAACAAGGCCUCAGUCCCUGUGAACACGGCGGCUCCUGCCUCAACACCCCCGGCUCCUUCAACUGCCUCUGCCCAUCUGGCUACACGGGCUCCCGCUGUGAAACUGAUCACAAUGAGUGCCUGUCCCAGCCCUGCCACUCUGGCAGCACCUGCCUGGACCUGCUUGCCACCUUCCAAUGCCUCUGCCCACCAGGAUUCACAGGCUCCCGCUGUGAGGAGGACAUAGACGAGUGUGCAAGCUUUCCCUGCGCCAAUGGGGGGCAGUGCCUGGACCAGCUUGGAUCCUUCCACUGCAAGUGUCUCCCAGGCUUUGAAGGCCCACACUGCCAGGCAGAAGUAGAUGAGUGUCUGAGUGGCCCGUGCCCCCCUGGAGCCAGCUGCCUUGACCUCCCAGGAGCCUUCUUUUGCCUCUGCCCCUCUGGCUUUACAGGUCAGCUUUGUGAGGUUUCCCUGUGUGCCCCCAAUUUCUGCCAACCUGAGCAGAAAUGCCAGGAUCAGGAAGACAAGGCCCCUUGCCUCUGCCCUGAUGGAAGCCAUGGCUGUACCCCCGCUGAGGACAACUGCACCUGCCACCAUGGGAACUGCCAGAGCUCCUUAUGUGUGUGUGAUAUGGGAUGGACAGGACCAGAGUGUGGAACAGAGUUGGGGGGCUGCAUCUCCAUGCCUUGUGCCCAUGGAGGCACCUGCCAUCCCCAGCCCUCUGGUUACAACUGCACCUGCCCCAUGGGCUACACAGGGACCACCUGCAGUGAGGAAGUGACACCUUGUCACUCAGGGCCCUGUCUCAAUGGUGGCUCUUGCAGCCCCAGUCCUGGGGGCUACUCCUGCACCUGCCCCCUAAGCCACACUGGACCCCAGUGCCAGAACAACAUCGACCACUGUGCCUCUGCCCCGUGUCUCAAUGGGGGUACAUGUGUGAACAAGCCUGGCUCCUCCUCCUGCCUCUGCGCCAGGGGCUUCCAGGGCCCACGCUGUGAGGGAAGGGUCCGGCCCAGCUGUGCAGACAAUCCCUGUAGGAACAGAGCCACCUGUCAAGAUGGCCCUCAGGGUCCUCGUUGCCUUUGUCCCCCUGGAUACACAGGAGGCAGCUGCCAGAGUCUGACAGACUUCUGUGCCCAGAAGCCCUGUCUACACAACUCCCGGUGCCUCCAGACUGGGCCUUCCUUCCAGUGCCUGUGCCUCCAGGGAUGGACAGGAACUCUCUGUGACAUGCCGCUAUCCUCCUGCCAGAGGGCUGCUCUGAGCCAAGGCACAGAAGUCUUAUCUUUGUGCCACAAUGGAGGCCAGUGCAUGGACAACGGUGCUUCCUAUUUCUGCCAGUGCCCCCCUGGGUUCCAAGGCAGUACAUGCCAGGACAAAGUGAACCCAUGCAAAGUCAGCCCCUGCCAGCACGGGGGCACCUGUGUGGUCCAGCCCAAUGGGUACUUCUGCCAGUGUGCCCCAGGCUACAAUGGACAGAAUUGCUCAAAGGAACUCCAUGAUGCCUGUCAGUCCCAACCCUGUCACAACCAUGGGACCUGCACUCCUAAACCUGGAGGCUUCCUCUGCACCUGCCCUCCAGGCUUUGUGGGGCUGCGAUGUGAGGGAGAUGUGGAUGAGUGUCUAGACCAGCCCUGUGACCCCAGGGGUACUGCAGCCUGCCAUUCUCUGGUCAAUGCCUUCUACUGCCAGUGUUUGCCUGGACACACAGGUCAGUUGUGUGAAGUAGAGGUAAACCCCUGCCAGAGCCAGCCCUGUUCCCAUGGAGGGUCUUGUGAAGCCACAGCAGGCACACCUUCAGGUUUCAUCUGCCACUGUCCCCAGGGUUUUGAAGGCCCUACCUGCAGCCACAGAGCCCCCUCCUGUGGCCUUCAUCACUGCCACCAUGGUGGCCUGUGUCUGCCCUCCCCUAAGCCAGGCUCCCCACCACUCUGUGCCUGCCUCAAUGGCUAUGGGGGUCCUGACUGCCUCACCCCGCCAGUACUGAAAGGCUGUGGCCCUCCCUCUCCAUGCCUACACAAUGGCAGCUGCUCAGAGACCCCAGGGCUGGGGGGAUCAGGCUUUCGCUGUUCCUGUCCUCCCAGCUCUCCAGGGCCCUUAUGUCAAAAGCCCGGAGCAGAUGGGUGUGAGGGACGAAGUGGAGAUGGGGCCUGUGAUGCUGGCUGCAGUGGCCCAGGAGGAAACUGGGAUGGGGGUGACUGCUCCCUGGGGGUCCCAGACCCCUGGAAGGGUUGUCCCUCCCAGUCUCGUUGCUGGCUUCUCUUCCGGGACGGCCAAUGUCAUCCACAGUGUGACUCUGAAGAGUGUCUGUUUGACGGCUUUGACUGUGAGACUCCUGCAGCCUGCACGCCUGCCUAUGACCAGUACUGUCGUGACCACUUCCACAAUGGGCACUGUGAGAAAGGCUGCAACACUGCCGAAUGUGGCUGGGAUGGGGGUGACUGUAGGCCCAGAGAUGGAGAUGGAGAUACAGAGCAGGAGACCUCCCUGGCUCUGUUGGUAGUGCUGAAGCCUCUAGUGCUGGACCAGCAGCUGCUUGUCCUGGCCCGAGCCCUGUCCCUGACUCUAAGGGUGGGGCUCUGGGUGAGGAAAGAUCGAGAUGGUCGGGACAUGGUAUACCCCUAUCCAGGGGCCCAGGCCAAAGAGGUACUAGGAGGAAUGUUGGACUCCUCUCAUCACCAGGAAAAUGCAGCUAUACACACACAGCCAGCAGGCAAGGAAACAGACUCCCUCAGUACUGGGUUUGUGGUGGUGAUGGGUGUAGAUUUGUCCCACUGUGGCCCUGACCACUCUGCAUCACGCUGUCCCUGGGACCCUGGGCUCCUGCUCCGCUUCCUUGCUGCGAUGGCUGCAGUGGGGGUCCUGGAACCACUGCUUCCAGGACCUCUGCUAGCUGCCCACCCUCAUGCAGGCUCUGCAGCACCUCUCAACAAGCAGCUUCCCUGGCCUCUGCUGUGCUCCCCAGUGGCUGGGGUGCUUCUACUGGCCCUCGGGGCUCUUCUAGUCCUCCAGCUUAUAAGGAGGCGCCGCAGAGAGCAUGGGGCCCUCUGGCUACCACCUGGGUUUAUUAGAAGGUCUCGUUCUCAGCCAGCUCCUCACCGCCGCCGGCCCCCGUUGGGUGAGGACAGCAUUGGUCUUAAGACACUGAAAUCAGAAGUCGAUGAGGAUGGAGUUAUAAUGUGCUUAGGCCCAGAGGAAGGAGAGAUGCGCCAGGCUGAAGAAAUGGUCUCUCCUUCCAAGUGCCAGCUCUGGCCUCUGAGUGGUGACUGUCAGGAACUCCCCCAGACAGUCAUGCUGACACCUCCCCAGGAAUCUGAGAUGGAUGUCUCUGACCUGGACUCCCGUGGACCUGAUGGAGUGACACCCCUGAUGUCUGCUGUCUGCUGUGGGGACGUAGAGUCCAAAACUUUCCAGGGGGCGUGGUUAGGAGGCCCAGAGCCCUGGGAACCUCUACUGGGUGGAGGGGCCUGUCCCCAGGCUCACACUGUAGGCACCGGGGAGACCCCUCUGCACCUGGCUGCGCGAUUUGCUCGACCAACUGCAGCCCGUCGCCUCCUUGAAGCUGGAUCUAACCCUAACCAAGCAGACAGAGCAGGGAGGACCCCACUUCACACAGCUGUGGCUGCUGACGCUCAGGAGGUCUGCCAGAUCCUACUACGCAACAGACAGACUUCAGUGGAUGCACGGACAGUGGAUGGGACCACAGCCCUGAUGCUGGCCGCCAGGCUGGCAGUGGAGGACCUGGUUGAAGAACUUAUUGCAGCCCGAGCAGAUGUGGGGGCCAGGGAUAAAUGGGGGAAAACCGCGCUGCACUGGGCCGCCGCCGUGAACAACGUCCGCGCCGCCCGCUCCCUGCUGCAGGCCGGAGCUGACAAAGACGCCCAGGACGGCAGGGAGCAGACGCCGCUCUUCCUGGCGGCCCGAGAAGGAGCGGUGGAGGUGGCCAAACUGCUGCUGGAACUGGGGGCGGCCAGAGGCCUGCGGGACCACACUGGGCUGACAGCGGGGGACAUCGCCCGCCAGCGAAACCACUGGGAUCUGCUGACGCUACUGGACGGGGUGGGGCCAGCGGAGGCACGUCAUCAAGCCCCGCCCGGCCGCGGGGCGGGCCUCUUCCCGCGCGUACGCACCACGUCAAACAGCGUGCCUCCGUCAGGGGGCGGGGCUCCGCCGCACUGCCGGACGUUGUCAGCGGAUGCUGGUCCGCGCGGGGGCGGAGCCCGCCUUCAAGCCCGGACGAUGUCUGUGGACUUGGCCUCGCUAGAGGGCGGGGCCUGCUCGCUUGGCCUCAGCCUAUCGAGAGGAGGAGCGGGAGGCGGCCCGCCCCCUCGCGGCCGCAGGUUCUCUUCAGGCAUGCGCAGGUCGCGGCUCAGUCCGGCGGUGAUUAGAGGAAGAUCCGGGGUCUUGGCGGCGAGUGGAGGUGGCACUCCCACCGACCACUGGCCGGGCGACUGGGGGGCGCUGACAGCCUGCGGCCCCGCCCCCAGCGCUCCGAUCCCGCCCCCUUGCCUAACUCCGUCCCCUGAGCGGGCGUCCCCUCAGCUCACCUGUGGCCCCUUGGCCCAAGUAACACCCUUAAAAGGGGGAAACCGUGGCCAAAAAUAGAAGGCCCCGGGGCGGGGAGGGGCUCAGAAAGGGAGUACACAUUGCAUGGCCGGCAGCCUGGAAGGCCUCUUCUCGAUUUUAAGACCCUCCAGACCCCAAAGCGAGGGGUCCCGAGUGUAGCACCCCUCUCGCAGUGAGCAUACGCCCACCAGAACCUUCAUCGGCUCCCACGUGGAGAAGCUGCAGCCCUGGAAAGAGGGUUUAAAGAUGAGGGGCUGCAGGAGGGUGGAGUGGGGUAAGUACCCCAGACUUAAGCCGAGCUAGGACAUGCAAUGCUCUUUCCUGUACGUGUAUCACCCCCACCCCCACUACCCAAAAUGGACUGGCAGAUCUUUACUGAGCACCUGUUAACGGGCCAGGCACUAUGUUGGUGCUGAAGCAGUGGCCCAGGCCCACUCCAGCUAAUGACUGCAUCCUCCCUACCUUUCUCCACCUCUAGACACACCACUGCAGAAAUGAAGCGCUGUUUUUAUGUAUAGCUACCGCUCUCUAUUUAAGAACCCUAAAUUUGUCACCCUGAAAUAAAACUUAUUUGAAGUGUUAA
This is a messenger RNA of Erinaceus europaeus (western European hedgehog), 6582 nucleotides long. It is a transcript of the gene NOTCH4, whose product is annotated as notch receptor 4. Gene Ontology annotation, molecular function: Notch binding; signaling receptor activity; calcium ion binding. Lineage: Eukaryota; Metazoa; Chordata; Mammalia; Eulipotyphla; Erinaceidae. The transcript has 29 exons. The record is from RefSeq and is a predicted model, not a curated record. Gene Ontology annotation, cellular component: plasma membrane; protein-containing complex. The coding region runs from base 138 to 6038 and encodes 1966 amino acids. Gene Ontology annotation, biological process: regulation of DNA-templated transcription; cell differentiation; multicellular organism development.